AUGUUUGCUGUUCACGUUCCGGGGGCCUUUUGCCAAGCACAUUUUGACAUGAACAUGCUGCAUGAGGCUGCUCCUUGCAAGUUGACACAUGUUAGUCCAUUGGUUAAUCAUGUCGGUUCAACGAGUCCUAUUAGGCACCUUUGUAAUAAAGGAGUGCAAAGCUUCUCUUUCACAACGAAUCUUAAUAGUCAACUUAAGAUCCAAUAUCUCUCACAUCAACUCACUUCAAAGAUAUCGCUGUGCCAAUCUAAUUAUUCAACGUCACCUGAAAAUGAGUAUCGCUCAUCGCGUAAUAUAGCAAUCAGCUUGUUUAGGCGAUACAGGAAUUUUGUGGAGCGUGGAGGAGGUGACAACCUAAAAGAGUUCAUCAGUGCUGGCGUGAACGCAUAUGCAUUGGGGUGCACUGAUGAAGGCUUAAGGGAAGAACUUACUGAUAUGAAAGAAUCUGGUGUUGAAAUUGAUGCAAUGCAAGCAUAUAGCGGAAAUACUGGUCUAAAGUCCAAGAUCAUCUCCCAAGAAGUUGAUGAAUGUAUACUCUGGUUGAGCAUUGUAUUCAUCACGAUUCUAUGUACACCACAACCAACCAUAGUUCGAUGGUCAUCUGCUGCCCCCGUGUCGGAGGAAAUGAUGCUCCAAUGGAAAGGCUUCUGUGCAAUCAUAGCAAAUGCAUACUUCAUGAGAGGAAUGGCAUGGCUUCCAGUGAAGACUCUUCAACUAGAGCAACUGGCAGUGGUGGGUCGUGCUGAAGAGCCAUCACUUGUUGCAAGCCGAAUGAGACUAGUGUUUAGCACACUUGAGGUUGUGAGUCCACAGUGGCCAAGAAUGCAGUAA
This is a messenger RNA of Fraxinus pennsylvanica, 831 nucleotides long. The record is from the annotation of a GenBank genome assembly. Lineage: Eukaryota; Viridiplantae; Streptophyta; Magnoliopsida; Lamiales; Oleaceae.